AUGACAAAGAUAGAAAAUAGAAGAGUUGCAAGUUCAAAGUAUUAUAGUGAAUAUAAAAAGGUUCUAAGUAAUAGAAAAAAACUUGAUCUUAAUGAAACAGUUUCGAUCAAAAAGCCAAGUGCAGACAAAAGGCUGAAAAGACCAAACAACACUAUUAAAGAAAGUAAGCGUCUUCAUGGUAGUAAAGGCAGUUGGGUUAAGCAAAGAAUACCUAAGAAGGAGACGGUUUACGAUAAGGAGAAUUUAAACCCAAAGCUACAUGUUUUCCAUCGAGUUUAA
Molecule: messenger RNA, 279 nt
Organism: Dentiscutata erythropus
Lineage: Eukaryota; Fungi; Glomeromycota; Glomeromycetes; Diversisporales; Gigasporaceae
Source: the annotation of a GenBank genome assembly